Messenger RNA from Nannospalax galili (Upper Galilee mountains blind mole rat), 2979 nucleotides. RefSeq names its product modulator of VRAC current 1 (gene Mlc1). Gene Ontology annotation, cellular component: endoplasmic reticulum; cytoplasmic vesicle; plasma membrane. The transcript has 13 exons. The record is from RefSeq and is a predicted model, not a curated record. Lineage: Eukaryota; Metazoa; Chordata; Mammalia; Rodentia; Spalacidae. The coding region runs from base 476 to 1723 and encodes 415 amino acids. Gene Ontology annotation, biological process: regulation of response to osmotic stress.
UUGAGAACAUAAAGGUUUAUGUGGUCUUAUGAAGGAGAUUUCCAUCGUGUGAUGGUGGGGGACAGAGAAAGGCUGCUUGAAGAGAGAUGUAUGAUGUGACCUUGGAAUACAGUUCCCUGUUCAGGCCCAAGGCUGGUCAGGAUGCUGGAUACACUGGACUCUGUUCUCAGAAGUACUUUUCCUUCCAAGACAGCCAGCCAGCCAGCCAGUCUACAGUGAGUGGACCUAGGCUCUUCCUCUCCUCAUCAGGUCAGGAUAGCUCUAAGCCAGUGGUUACACAACCAAGGCAAAUGUUUCUAGGAUCCACUGACUUCAUCUCAUUGAAAUUCAGGAAGCUGUGUGCCUGCCCUUGGCUGAAGUGCAGUUUGGCUGAGCUUUAGUUCUACUUUUGAAUAGUUCUUGCCGGAAGCCCCUCACCCAGAGGCCAGCACUCCGGACAGCCGGACAGCAGCAGAGUGUGCCUUUUCCUGGUGCCAUGACACGGGAGGGCCAGUUCAGGGAGGAACUGGGCUAUGACCGGAUGCCCACACUGGAACGAGGACGGCAGGACUCAGGACGGCAGGACACAGGCAGCUACACCCCUGACUCAAAGUCCAAGGACCUGCAGCUAUCAAAGAGGCUUCCCCCAUGCUUCAGCUACAAGACAUGGGUCUUCUCUGUGCUGAUGGGGAGCUGCCUUCUUGUGACUUCUGGGUUUUCACUGUACUUAGGGAACGUGUUCCCCUCCGAGAUGGAUUAUUUGCGCUGUGCGGCUGGCUCUUGCAUCCCCUCAGCAAUUGUGAGCUUCGCCAUUGGGAGGAGAAACGUCAGCGCGAUUCCCAACUUUCAGAUAUUGUUUGUUUCUACAUUUGCUGUCACCACUACUUGUCUAAUCUGGUUCGGAUGCAAACUGGUUCUGAAUCCAUCAGCAAUAAAUAUAAACUUCAACCUCAUCCUGCUCCUGUUGCUGGAGCUUCUCAUGGCGGCCACAGUGAUCAUCUCUGCAAGGUCCAGUGAGGAGCCUUGCAAGAAGAAGAAGGGUUCCAUCUCUGAUGGUGGCAACAUUCUGGAUGAAGUGGCCUUUCCUGCUCGGGUCUUAAAAUCCUACUCUGUGGUAGAAGUGAUUGCUGGAGUCUCUGCUGUCCUCGGUGGGGUGAUUGCUCUAAACGUGGAUGAUACUGUUUCAGGCCCACACCUCUCGGUGACCUUCUUUUGGAUCUUAGUGGCUUGUUUCCCAAGUGCCAUUGCCAGUCAUGUGACAGCAGAGUGUCCCAGCAAGUGUUUGGUAGAAGUGCUGAUUGCCAUCAGCAGCCUCACAUCCCCACUGCUAUUCACAGCAUCUGGAUAUCUGUCCUUCAGCGUGAUGAGAAUUGUGGAGAUUUUUAAAGAUUACCCACCAGCCAUCAAAUUUGAGAAACCUCAUCUCAUGAUGCUGACUGUCUGGGACAUGGCCACACCUGUACAUCUGUUUCCAGUGUUCCUGGGGAGCACAGAGCCCUGGCAAGGUUCCUAUGAUGUGCUCCUGCUGCUGCUGCUGCUGGUGCUGCUGCUUCAGGGAGGCCUCAACACAGGCACUGCCAUCCAGUGUGUGAGCUUCAAGGUCAGCGCCCGGCUGCAGGCUGCAUCCUGGGACACCCAGACCUGCCCACAGGACCGUCCAGCUGGGGAGGUGGUCAGAAGCCCCCUGAAGGAGUUUGACAAAGAGAAAGCCUGGAGAGCCGUCGUGGUGCAGAUGGCCCAGUGACUGCAGGAUAAGGAAACUGAGUCACAGUGUUCGCCUGGACCCCAGCAUGUUCACCUGCACAGACACUAACCAUACUGCACCUACUGCUUCCUGACAUCCUUGUUCCCUCCUUGGAGGGCAGGCCAGGCUGCGAAGUGGUUUUCAUUUCUUAUAAUAGUUUAACUUUGACACAGGAAAAUGUUAACUGUUGUACCCUGUCAGAUGGGUCAGCUCAGGGCUUCUCAGGUGGCCCUGCUGCCUGAUCAAUCCUUGUGUCCCAGCCCUUUUCACGUCCUGAUUUGACCCUCACUCAUCCAGUGUCUGAUGUCUUGGUUGAACUGGGGCAUGUCUAUGUCUUUGCACACUUACCAAACUGCAGGGGCAUGAGAAUCACAUUGGCUUUGAUUAAAAUCAUGGCCACUACCAACUCCCCGUCCCCCAAAGGACACCUAGAUUCUCCCAGUUGACAAGGGCACCAGUGAAUCCACAGUGAGUUUGGCAUCUUGUAAAACAGGAAUUGUUUUAGGAAUGGCUUUCCAGAUGGUGCUUUCACUGAGGCUGCACCUCAAAGCAGUUUUGUUUCUCCUCCUAUCAGAGGUAAGCAGCAACAGGAAGACGGUGCUCCCUACUCAGCCCAGCUGUCUCACCAGUUGGUUCCAGGAAGGCUAGUGGUAAGGCUGGAGGUGGAUUUUGUAUUCCAAGGCCCCAAAAGACUAAUAGACUUGGGACUUCAAGACAGGGUGGAGCUGCCAGGGCCAGGGAGAUAGGAAAAUUCUCCCAGGCGUCUCACUUCUAAACACAGGUGACCCUGACUACCAGAACUGAUGAAAAGUGUGGUCAUUACUUUUUCAGUCAAACAAGUAUUCAGGUGAGACACCUGGAAAGUGCAAAGCAAGGGAGCUCUGUCUUCAUCCUGGGAGAGGCUUUCUGUCAUCUUCAUCCUCCAGAGCUCUAGAGGGCUGGGCCAUGGCCUAAACAAGCACCAUGAGAGGGGAGGUGACACUAACCUGCCCUUGUGCAGAUCCCAUUGGUCUUUGGCCUCCUGAAGCUCUGCACCUCGCUACUGGGUGGGGAGAGAGCCGUGGGCAGGCCACUGGACUGGCUAGGACACUCAGGGCCGGAAUGAGGCAGGAGGAAAGUUGAUGCUGGCUUGCAUGUUCUAAUUUUAGAGAGCUUAAAACAAUUCAUACAAAUGGAGUUUAAAAACUGUCUCUUGUACACUUUUGUUUGGCAUAGUUUAAUAUACUUGAGCAAUAAAAUGCUAACAUGCAAAUGUG